AUGUCAAAAAAGCGUGAGGCCCCACCUGAAGGCGAGCGUCCUGCUACUAAGAGGCCAAAACAAGAAGACCUUUCCGUCCUUACGUCUGACCCAACAGGUUUGGCCGUAUUUUUGAAGAGAAUAGAGACGGAUACGGAUUACGACUUGGUAUACGAGUACCUGUCUACCCAGAAGGGUGAGGAAAUUUUGGCCCUGCUCGAAACUGGUUACGAACGCAAAUUCAAUGAGCUUACUGUAAUCCUCAAAGUUUUGGCUAUUCUUGUCCUCCGUACAAACACUGAUCUUGCC
Dibothriocephalus latus is the source of this 288-nucleotide messenger RNA. The record is from the annotation of a GenBank genome assembly. NCBI's taxonomy places the organism in Eukaryota, Metazoa, Platyhelminthes, Cestoda, Diphyllobothriidea, Diphyllobothriidae.